Arabis nemorensis is the source of this 585-nucleotide messenger RNA. The record is from the annotation of a GenBank genome assembly. Lineage: Eukaryota; Viridiplantae; Streptophyta; Magnoliopsida; Brassicales; Brassicaceae.
AUGUGUGACAACAAAACACCAGUCCAAAAAUCAAACUCUUCAUGUGGAAGACUGCCCACAAGUCUACCAGUUGGAGAGAGAUUGUUGUCAAGACACAUUCCGGUGGAUCCCAAAUGCAAACGAUUUGGUGAAGUUGAAACCAUCCCUCACCUCUUCUUCCAAUGUGCUUUCUCCCAACAGGUGUGGAGAACAACUCCUUUUGUUGGUGGUUUGGAAAAUGUUGAUUGGACCGAAUAUGAACAAGCAUGGACCAUACUCAAAAACAAAAUAUGUCUACCACCGGGCAACAUAACUACAGGACCACUCGCACCAUGGAUAUUGUGGUCUCUAUGGAUUUGUAGAAACAAACUCGUCUUGUCGGCAAGAGAGUCACAUCGGAGGAAGCCCUCACAACAGCAAUCUCAUCGGCAAGGGAAUGGCUCAAGGCACAACAACAACCAACGCAUCCAAAAUGAAGAAACACUCGAAUCAAUCACAAACCAACAUAUGAUGUAUUGGUGUGUCAAUCCGAUGCUGCGUAGAGCUCAGAAAACCAAACAGCUGGGCUUGGAUGGUUGGUCAAACUACAUGGAACCCGCAACCUAG